Messenger RNA from Cajanus cajan (pigeon pea), 1024 nucleotides. NCBI's taxonomy places the organism in Eukaryota, Viridiplantae, Streptophyta, Magnoliopsida, Fabales, Fabaceae. The record is from RefSeq and is a predicted model, not a curated record.
AUCACAAAUCACUUGCACCGAUACACUUCUUAUUAUAUUAUAGAAAAAUAGUAUUAAAAAAAAAGUUUAAAAUACAGUGCGAGAAAGACUUGCACAGCAGAGUGUGUUGUGGCUUGGGUUUGGUGCAGUUGUUGAUAUAAAUAGAGAGAAAAAAAAAAGAAAAUAGAAAGUGUAGAGUGUCUGUUCUUCUUCUUGUGCAAGUUUUAAUGGCGUGAGUGUGUACAGUACAGCUAGGGUGGGAGUAACCGUAUGAGAAUGUUGAAUCUUUGCAUGCUUCACCAACUCUUCACAAAUAAAACCCAAUAACCCAGAUGUGAUGUGAUCGUUUUGUUUUUUCAAAUGAAAAUGCGAUUGUGAGUCGCAUCAUCCAGACGCGACCUUUGAUUGUUCAACCCUUACCCAACCCAGACCAGACGACGUCGUAUGGCUUUUUCUUUUACCCUUCUGUUCUGAGCUUCUUGAAAUGGCGAAAGAGAUGAUAGAGAAGGAGAGGGACGAGGGAGAACUGGAGGAGCUAGAAAUGUUGCUGGAUGAGAUCCCUCACGCCACAUCGCAUAACCUCCUUCGUUAUUAUCAUCAUGGCCAUCGACAUGCCCAUGCCCAUGCCCAUGCCCAUGAUGAUGCUUCUUUUUUUACAAAACAGCCACACUAUGGUAAUGGUAAUGCUAUGUAUUACGAUGAUGAUCCUUUGACUCAGAUUAAGUUUUCGUGUGCGUCAUCAUCACCUCUGAGUGGCUUCUCUCUGCAAUCUGAAGGUUCUUCUUCCAGUUUGUUCUCAUCAUCGCCUCCAUCUUUCGAGGACCUCAAAUCCACCGUGCAUUCUCGAAGCUCCUAUUACCCUAAGAUUCCUGAUUCCACCGAUGAGAGGUUGGUUCAUGAACUAGGCCUCUGCGCUAAUUUCAGUAAAAUGCACAUUGCUCAUAACAAAAACAACAAUAAAUACGACAAUACUAAUGUGCUUCCGUUUCGUGAUUUUAUUAUUAAUAAUGUUCACAACGCCCGUGGUGGUGGUGGUGGUGGUGGU